AUGGAGGGAGAUACUGGGUCAGGGUUUGGCCCUGUGAAGUUGGCCACCAAGGAUAUAGUGUACCUGUCCAUCGUGGGGCCGCUCAUGCUGGCAGCUUUCUUUGAGUGGAUACUAUGGCUUGCAGCAUUCGUCUACUGCCUAAUCAAGGUCUACCAGAAGGCCGAUCAUUGGAGUAUACGGGUACUUGCGGUGGUGAUGGCGGUUCUUUUCACCUUGUUGCGCUUGGCCUUUCUUCCCGUGAUGAUUGUGACACUGCCUCUUCCAAGCCAAGUGUCCCGGCAUCUUCCUCCUCGUGCUGUCUACUUCUUUCAGUGGUUUGCAUUCUGGUCAUUUUCGAUUCUUCUCAUCGGGCCAUGGCUCAUGUGUGUGUACCGACUCGUCACCAGCUCGCUAGGGAGGAGAAAGAUAGUCAAAAACGAUUUGGAUGAGCGUACUGCCCCGAAGACCGUCGUUGUAAUGCCGGCUUACAAAGAGGAGCCCGACGUUCUGAUCAAGGCAAUCGACUCCGUGGUGGAUUGUGACUAUCCCGCUGGUUGCAUCCAUGUCUUUCUGUCUUAUGACGGCGGUGGAGUGGAUGAGCCAUACCUGCAGGUGAUUCAACAUCUUGGGAUCCCCGUGUCUCUGCAAGAAUAUCCCUCAAGUAUCGACGUGGUAUACAAGGGGGCCCGAGUUACGGUCUCGCGUUUCCCUCAUGGAGGAAAGAGAAAAUGCCAGAAGAACACGUUCAAGCUGAUCAACAAUGUCUAUUCCAAGUACAUAAAGCGACAUGACGAUCUUUUUGUAUUGUUCAUCGACUCCGACUGCAUCCUCGACCGGGUGUGCCUCCAGAAUUUCAUGUAUGACAUGGAGCUGAAGCCGGGGAGCAAGCACACCAUGCUGGCCAUGACGGGCAUCAUUACUUCUACCACGAAGAAGAACAACCUUAUCACGGUCCUUCAGGAUAUGGAAUACAUACAUGGACAACUCUUUGAGCGCUCUGUCGAAUCUGGCUGUGGGUCUGUGACGUGCCUCCCGGGGGCCUUGACCAUCCUGCGCUUCUCUGCCUUUCGCAAGAUGGCCAAGUAUUACUUUUCCGACAAGGCUGAGCAAUGCGAUGAUCUCUUUGAUUUUGGAAAAUGCCAUCUCGGCGAAGAUCGGUGGCUCACCCAUCUGUUCAUGAUUGGUGCCAAGAGACCGUAUCAGAUACAGAUGUGUAUGGGUGCCUUUUGCAAGACCGAGGCUGUGCAGACUUUCAGCAGUCUACUGAAACAGCGACGUCGAUGGUUUUUAGGGUAUAUCACCAACGAAGUGUGCAUGAUCACUGAUGUCCGACUCUGGAAACGCUACCCGCUGCUGUGUUUGGUUCGCUUCAUGCAAAAUAGUAUCCGGACCACGGCUCUACUGUUUUUCAUCCUGGCCAUUUCUCUCAUGACAACUUCGAAGAAAGUGGCAGAUCUUCCCAUCGGUUUCAUUGGGGUCUCUCUUGGGCUGAACUAUCUGCUCAUGUUUUACUUCGGCCUCCAGCUCAAGCGAUUCAAGGCCUGGCUAUACCCGCUGAUGUUCGUUCUCAACCCUUUCUUCAACUGGACAUACAUGAUUUAUGGGAUAUUCACCGCUGGACAGCGCACCUGGGGUGGGCCACGUGUCGAUGCCGCCACCGCUGAUGAUCAUACAACCCCCGCUGAGGCGAUUGAGCAGGCCAAGGCACAAGGCGACGAAUUCAAUGUCGACGUAAACACCUUUCGCACCAGUCUCAUACGCCGAAGGUCCGUCCCAGUUCGCCCUUCGCAGAACGUCGAAGGGCGCUUCACGCCCGCUGAGCAACUUCUCGACGGCUUCUAUGUCAGCACCAACGAGCCCGGCCCAUCUCGGGCGCAGUUCUCGGGCCCUCUGCCAGAUGAUCCUUCGGUUUACUUUCCUCCUCAUGUGUUUCGCAACUCGGUGGAGUCGGUGUUCAGUGGGUCUUCAGAUGCUGGCUCUAAUUCAAUUUCGCUGCCACAUAAUGUGGAGAGCCUCAUGAGUGAGGAAGACCAACGAAAGCUCUACUACGCCCGUCAAGCUCGAGCAUCAGGCGGCUCGCCAAAAUCUGGAGAGGAGGAUAAGAUGCAUUUCGGGAAGGCAGGCCGUGGCGAGAUACAUUCCACUCCUCUGGGGCCUAUUAUUGUGAACUCGAACAAUGUUGAUACGGGCGCCGCCAAGUCAUUCGAUCACCGGGAUGAUUCUGCCUUGAAGUGUCAGUCAUUUGCUCGGCCCCCUGAUUCUAUUUUGAGUGACCGGGGUCUCCGAUGGAACUCCCAAGGAGCAAGGACAGCAAUGGAAGGGAGCGGAGAAGUUCUAGGAAGGUCAGUGAGCUUUGCUACACUCGGUGAGAUGGUGUAG
Penicillium cinerascens is the source of this 2358-nucleotide messenger RNA. RefSeq names its product chitin synthase D (gene chsD). Gene Ontology annotation, molecular function: chitin synthase activity. Lineage: Eukaryota; Fungi; Ascomycota; Eurotiomycetes; Eurotiales; Aspergillaceae. The transcript is spliced from 3 exons. Gene Ontology annotation, cellular component: cell septum; cell periphery. The record is from RefSeq and is a predicted model, not a curated record. Bases 1 to 2358 code for a protein of 785 amino acids.